This is a messenger RNA of Pisolithus orientalis, 1594 nucleotides long. Its product is annotated as magnesium transporter NIPA-domain-containing protein. NCBI's taxonomy places the organism in Eukaryota, Fungi, Basidiomycota, Agaricomycetes, Boletales, Pisolithaceae. The transcript has 7 exons. Gene Ontology annotation, biological process: magnesium ion transport. Bases 124 to 1419 code for a protein of 431 amino acids. The record is from RefSeq and is a predicted model, not a curated record. Gene Ontology annotation, cellular component: membrane. Gene Ontology annotation, molecular function: magnesium ion transmembrane transporter activity.
GUGCACGUGCCUCGAACAAGGUCAGCGCUCAGCUGUGUGUGCAAGACCGCGCAUCCUCCUCGCCACCCCAUUCGAACUUCCUGCACGUCUGCCGGUGGUUCUGUCAGCUGUCGGUACCGUGCAAUGUUAGAAGAUAAAUAUAUUGGAUUGGCUCUCGCCAUAUCCGGCUCGUUUGCUAUUGGAACGAGCUUCAUCAUAACUAAGAAGGGCCUCACGGAUGCAGGCGCACAGAAUUCCGCUUAUUCUUCCGAGGAUUAUGGUUAUCUUCGAAACCCGACGUGGUGGGCUGGGAUAACAACACUGGUUUUUGGCGAAAUCGCAAAUUUUGCGGCAUACACCUUUGCCCCCCCAAUAUUGGUGACGCCGCUUGGUGCACUGAGUGUACUCAUCGGUGCCAUUCUUGCAUCUUUCCUUCUGAACGAGGAGCUCGGACACCUUGGGCGAAUGGGAUGUGCAUUGUGUUUGAUUGGUUCUCUUAUCAUUAUCCUUCAUGCUCCAGCAGACAAAGAAGUCGAAACAGUGGAUGAAAUAUUGCACUACGCCAUUCAACCGGGCUUUAUGUUGUACUGUUUUAUCGUCCUCAUAUUUUCAUUGGUCAUGAUUUUCAAUGUCGCCCCUCGCUACGGCCGCUCAAACCCUUUUGUUUACAUAUCGAUUUGUUCUGUGGUCGGUUCCGUAUCCGUCAUGGCCAUCAAAGGGUUUGGAGUCGCCGUCAAGCUGACCCUUGGCGGGAAUAAUCAAUUCACUCAUCCGAGUACAUACGUCUUCGGCAUCGUUGUCGUGGGAUGCAUUCUAGUGCAAAUGAAUUUCUUCAACAAGGCGCUUGACACCUUCUCUACUAACGUGGUAAACCCCAUGUACUACGUGGGAUUCUCCACAGCGACCAUUGUCGCCUCUCUCAUCCUAUUCCAAGGUUUUAACACCACGGACGGAACUAAUACGGUAACGCUACUUUUGGGUUUCAUCGUGACUUUCCUGGGUGUCCAUCUUCUCAACCUCUCUCGGCGAUCGGAUCCUGCAUCACUUGCCAACGGUCACAGCACGCUCGAGUCUGGCUUAUUGAAUCCGCGCAUGAGCUUGCAGGGUCGCCCAUCGCUUGAUGGGUGGGGUGCGACGUCUGAGGUCGGACCUGAUGGAUUUUUGCGAUCUGCACAUGGCAGAAGAAGCUCUCUAUAUCGAGUGCAGAGUGCAACUCUUUUCAACGCAUUCGAGGAGGGUUCCCGAGGUGAUGUGCCGUUGUCUCAAUUGAGGGAGAGUGAAGAAGAUCAAGAUGUCGAAUCUGAUGGCGAUGUCGAUGAGCGGACAAGAUUGCACUCAACACAUAGCAGACGACCUAGUGUCCCUCGAAGCCAUAGUAGUUCUCCUGCGCUGCAGGGCAGUGCCAGAAGUUCACCCCGGCCACUUCAUAAACCUGUCUAGAGUAGAUACCCAUCGCAUGGACACUUGCUGCAGUACUUCCACUAUAAUACAUCUCUCAACCCAUGCUGUACUGUGUGGGUUGGCAGUGUUGUCACAUACUGUAAUGUACGCGAGUAAGAAUGUCUUGAAUUUGAGAGCCGAGCAUCCAUUUGUGUGGUAACAAUUGCAUGCAGCU